Molecule: messenger RNA, 2050 nt
Organism: Osmia bicornis bicornis
Lineage: Eukaryota; Metazoa; Arthropoda; Insecta; Hymenoptera; Megachilidae
Product: H/ACA ribonucleoprotein complex non-core subunit NAF1
Exons: 6
Coding region: 321-2021 (566 amino acids)
Biological process (GO): box H/ACA snoRNP assembly; ribosome biogenesis; pseudouridine synthesis
Cellular component (GO): sno(s)RNA-containing ribonucleoprotein complex
Molecular function (GO): RNA binding
Source: RefSeq, a predicted model, not a curated record
AAAGAAAAUAUUGAAUUAGAAAAACAAAUUAUGUACUAUUUUGUUAUAAUAUUUAAAUAUAGUUUAUGUUUAAUAUUUAAAAAUAGUUUCUCAAAAUAAAUGGAACGCUUCAGUCAGCGACAUGAAGUCGUAUUCGAAUAGGUAUACACGUGGUUGCUUCUAAUGAAUGUGUUUAUGUAAGGUUUAUAAGUUUACUUAGGAGAAAUACAUUGUUCUGUACAGUUUCUAAUAUCAUUAUGUUUUAGUAUGAAAUUUCUUUUUACAAAUUGUUAUUAUUAAAUAUAAUACUUGAAAUUAAACGAAAAUUAAAUAGAAUUACAAUGGAUCUAGAUGAGGUUAUAGUUGAAAAAAUAAUAAAUAAUAAAAGUUUAAGUGACAAAUCAUCUAAGGAAAUAUUAAACAUUGAAAAAGGUAAUAGUACAUCAAAUGGUACUGAAACACUCUCAUUAGCAGAGCAAGUAAACAUUGAAAAUUGUGUUUCUGAAAUAAGUCAAAUCACAAGUAACUGUAAAGUAGUUUUACUUGAUGAAAAUGUUGAAAGUAAACAAAAUAGUAAUGAAAAAGGUAAUACAAAUAAACAACAAGAAAUCAUUGAACUCUUAAAUGUAACUCAAAGUAAAAAACAUGUUCAGAAUAAGAAUUAUCCUUUACUGAAAAGUCCAAGUAUCAAAGACAACGAUGUUUGCAUUGUGUAUGAAAACAAUGCAGUCAAAACAAAUGAUAAGGUAUCUUCUCUUAGUAGUAUUGCUGUUGAAUAUAAUAAUUCAGAUUCAGAAAUAGAAGAUAUUUCUGAUACACAUGAAAAUAAUCAAAAUGUGUCCUUAAAAGGGACACAGAUGCAAACUUACAGACAAAACAAAGAAAUUUUGUUUAGUGAAAACAGUGAUUAUGAAGAUGAUUCUACUAGUAGCAGUAGUUCUUCAGUAUCAAUUCAAUCAGAUGAAUCAGAUAGUGAUGACAAUACAAAUAAAAAAGGUGAAAAAAAUAAUACAAAAGGGCAGAAGAGUAAUGAAAUGAAGAGUGAAUUAGAUGAUUUACCACCAAUUGAAGAAUUACAAAUUAGUGUACCUGAAGUAUUAUGUGAUCCAUUAGGCGAGGUUGCAUGGAUGGUUGAACAGUUAGUAGUUGUGAAACCAAAAGCUGGUAAACCAACAUUAAAUUUAGACACAGUCUUAUUUGUUGAAAGGGGGCAAAGAACUUUAGGUAAAAUAUUUGAUGUUUUUGGGCAAGUGAGCGAGCCUCAUUAUUGUGUGCGGUUCAAUAAUUCUGAACACAUAAAAAAAUGUGAUAUUAAAGUGGGAAUGACUGUUUAUUAUUGUCCUAAUACCGAAUAUACUUCUUUGGUAUUUUUACAUGAAAUAAUGAAAAUUAAAGGUAUUGAUGCAAAUGCAGAUGAACCGCCAGAAUUUUCAGAUGAUGAAGAAGAACGAGCGUAUUAUGAAAAAUUAAAGGCAAAACAAACGAAUAAUUCGAAUGAAACUGAUAUUCCACUUAAACGUAAACGUACUUCAAAUUCUACUACUGGUUGGCAAUCAAAUCAUCCAUGGAGUAGAAAUACACAAAAAAAUAGAAAAGGAUAUUAUCCACGAGGAGAGUGCCAACAAUUUCCUUUUCCUCAUGCUGCAAAUCAGUCUCAAAGUCUGUGGUCACAUUAUCAGAAUUGGCCACAAAAUGUACAUUCAGAGAAUAACGAACAGUAUGGAUAUGGAACAUCUUCGAUGCAAUCAAUGCAAUAUGUGAAUAGCAUGAAUCAAAACUUUUAUAGUUCGCAUAAUUAUUAUAACGAAGACGAUACAACGGCACCUUUAAAUCCUAGAAUACCUUUUAAUGUACCUCCAAGAAUUCCUCCAGGAUAUUUAUCAUUUCAAAAUCGUCCAAAUUCAUCUUCAAAUGUAAGAUUUCAAAAUUCAAAUAUGCCUUGGCAGUCUCAGAUUCCUAUGAGAAUGAGAAUGCCAUGGGUACCUUUACCACCACCACCGCCACCACCUCCUCCACCAACAACAACACAAGAUAUGAAUUAAAUAUUCAUAUUGUUAUAAUUUAUUUUGUA